Molecule: messenger RNA, 1815 nt
Organism: Aegilops tauschii subsp. strangulata
Lineage: Eukaryota; Viridiplantae; Streptophyta; Magnoliopsida; Poales; Poaceae
Molecular function (GO): enzyme inhibitor activity
Source: RefSeq, a predicted model, not a curated record
CCCUGGGCGCCGCCCUUCCUCCUUGGAGGUGCAGCUGAGAUCCCAACCCUAUCCACCCCCGUUCCCCUCCCGGGUGAAAGCCCAAAAUCCUUCUUGGAUUGGGCGGUGACGGCGCGCUGCGCGUCGUGCCCUCCUUGGAGGCGCCGCCUGGGGAGUGUGCGUUCGGGUGAGGGGCGGCAAAGCUGGAGUUUUGGGCGGCUAUGGUUAUCAGGUGGCUGUGGUUGGCCUGGCUGGUAGGGAAGUCUGUCCCUGCUCCCCUCAAGUGCGGUGCUCCUCGGCGGUGGCGUGUUUGGCUCAGCUCCGGCGGUACGGCGUCUGCGAUCCGGCGGUAGGGGAUAGGGUUCCUCUUCCCAGCAGUAGCAGCACGUCCCUGGCCAUGGACGCCCGGUGUUUCUCUUCAGCGGCCGACGACUCCUGCUCCUCGUCGUUCUGCGGCCUCUCCUGAUGUCCGUGCUGCUCGUUCUUCAGUGGCUCCUCCCGGUGGCUUUCCCGCUGUCUUUCAGGUGUCCUAGGUUGCUUCGGUGUGUCAGAUGAGGUGUGCUCAUGUCCUAGGAGGUUGUGCUCUGUGACUAUCCCAGGACUCGAGGUCGGCAUCUCCCUUGCUCUAGGGUGAGCGUCUCUCAUGUCCGUCGGUGGCGCCUUUCGAUCCAAGGCGAGAGGGAAGGGUCCCUCUACGGCGAGAGCGAUGGAAGAUGCUUGGUUUCCUCCAACCUUGGACUCGGUCAUGUCCACAACUCCACUCUGUUUCGGCAGGUCCUCGUUGUGCUCACGCUGCUCGCAAUUCUUGGCUCUUGUUUGCUGCGGUCGGCGGCGUGUACUAGCUUGGGCUUCCUUGUUCUGAGCUAGUUUUCUGCGUCGAGUUGUAAGCUUCCUAGGGAGCUCCCUUGUAUCGUUCGGCCGAUGUGCUUGGUGUGGUGUUGUGUUGUAAUUCCUGGCCGGUUGAUGGCUUUGUUAAUUCAAAGCUGGGCUCUCCGCGAGCCUUCGUUCUAAAAGAAAAAAUGAACACCUCCAUCCAUCCAUCUCUACAAUACACAUCCUUCUCCAUCCAUUUCACUCCAUCUCCCUCUGCUUCAGUAUAGUUCAAGUCUUCUAUCUUAGCUAGCCUUCUAGCAAUGGCAACAAUGGCGCCGACCUCCAUCGUCUUCUCCAUGAUCGUCUUCCUGCUCCUUUCCAAUGCCAUCACCACUCAAGCCGGCACCUCUGGCAGUGGCAAACCUAAGGCAACAAGCCUCAUAGUGGAAGCGUGCAAGAACGCCUCAGGCAAGAGCCAAGACACCGGUGUCACAAAGGAAUUCUGUUUGUCGACCCUCCAGUUGGACAGUCGGAGCGCCAAGGCUAAAGACCUCCGUGACUUGGUGGUCAUCUCGAUUGACAUCCUGAAGGGCCGUGUCAGUGAUGCUGGCGUCAAGGUAAAGAAAAUGCUGCAAAACGCCAAGAAAGGCACGCUGACAAUGCAUGCUCUCAGCAUUUGUGAGUUGCAAUAUGAGAAGGUGGUGAGCACGCUCAACAUCUGCCAAGCUAUGAUUAGGGAUCACCAAGGUGACAAGGGCGACCUGAAGUCAUUGGGUCUACUCCAUUGUGUGGAUAUGACCGGUGAGACAAUCAAAGAGUGCGAAAAUGAGCUUGGAGAUGUGCGAGGGGCGGAGGCGCUGCUUAGUGAAAACGAGGGGUUGCGCAUUCUGGCCAACCUAAACAGAGCCUUGGUUGCACCGUAUGAUGUCUAAUGUUUGUGUUUUACCUGCUUGAAAGGGAUGUAGAUCGAUGUGACAUCGGUUUUACUGUUAUUUGAAAUAAUAAUCACAACGUUUGUUGUGG